UGACUUUUGUAGCUAGAGAUAAAUUUUUACAAUGCAAAAUCAAUUUCCAUUUUAAUUGAUUUUAAUAUUUUGAAAAGAAGUACAAAUAAAUUAAAAAAAUUAUACUCUUUUUGUUUAGUUUAAUACAUAAACAAUCAUGAAUGAUAACAAAUCCGCAGGACAAAAAUUCAGGGAACGUACUGAACGUUUACAGAAUUUGCACAAAUUACGAAAUGAAGCACGGAUACAAAAUCAUCAAGAAGUUAUUGCAGAAGAUGCUAGAAAUAAGUUACCUAAAAACUGGGAAUCAAGAAAAAGGCAAGCCGAAUGGAUUUUGGAAGAUGAAAGAGCAAAAGCUGAAGCUGAAUCAAGGGGGGAAAAUUAUGAACGUUUAAAACUGUUAGAUAUAUCAGCAAUUGAUGCUGAAAAAAUUGAGAAAAAAAAGAAGAAGAAGAACCCCGAUAUAGGUUUUGCUAGCUACGAAUCCCAAACAGCCCGACAAUACAAUAGACUUGUGAAAAGUAUGCCACCAAGAGAUAUGGAAAAAUAUGAACAACAAAAAAAAGAAUUAGGUGAAGCAUUUUAUGGCGGGCCAAAUACAGUUUUACAUAACAGAAUUAAAGACUCACCUUCAGCAAUAAAUAAUAUGGUUAAAGAUUUGGAACAACAAAUUGAAAGAAGAAACAAGUUUUCAAGACGACGAACCUACAAUGCUGAUGCUGAUGUAGAUUUUAUAAACGAAAGAAACUCUAAAUUUAACAAAAAACUGGAGAGAUUUUAUGGAGAGUAUACUGCUGAGAUUAAAGCAAAUUUAGAAAGAGGGACAGCCAUUUAGUUUUGUGACUAUGUUUUAAGUUUCAAUGUGUGUAUGUACAUAUUAUAUCUUUGGUUUUUUGGUAGAACAACUCAUUAUUUAAUUAUAAAAUUUUACUUAAUGCAAAAAUACUUAAAAUUUUUUACUCUUUGAAUUUCGAAUAAGAGCAUUUGAUUAUUUUAUUCAAAUUCCAGGAAAAUUUUAUUGCGAAACAAAAAUAUAAAAAUGAUGCUUAACUGUAGUUUUUUUAAUCAUUUGAAUUUAAUUGGGGUCGACAAAUUCAUGAAAACGAAGAAAAAAUAACAUAGAUAUAAUAGAUUAUUAUACUAAUGUUGAUUAAAAAUAUGAUAUUUCCUUGUACGAGUUGUAAUAAAAUUUAUAUUAUUAUUAGAUACAUAAAUAUAUGUACAUAUGUACAAUCAUUUGUAUUAUUCAUUAAUGGGAGAGCAGAAAAAUUUAAAAAAAAAUGUGUAUUAGAAGAAGCUAGGAUGUAAGAUAUUCUUUGAGUUUAGAACAAAUUAUUUCAUUACUACAGAUAUUAAAAUAACACUAGAUAAAAUUACAGGUAGAUAAAGAGUUUAGAAGGAAAUUUCACAGAUUUUUUUGCUUUUCAUUUACUCUAUACAACUGUAAAAUACUUUGUCUUGGAGUACAAGUUUCGUGGUAAUAUUAAUAUA
Messenger RNA from Condylostylus longicornis, 1470 nucleotides. Its product is annotated as pre-mRNA-splicing factor Syf2. The transcript has 2 exons. The coding region runs from base 137 to 814 and encodes 225 amino acids. The record is from RefSeq and is a predicted model, not a curated record. Gene Ontology annotation, cellular component: post-mRNA release spliceosomal complex; catalytic step 2 spliceosome; Prp19 complex. Lineage: Eukaryota; Metazoa; Arthropoda; Insecta; Diptera; Dolichopodidae.